AGCAGCCCCUUGAGGGAUGGGGCGGGGUCGGUCAGGGCCUCCUCCUUCACUCCUUCGGCGGGCAGAGCCGCCCCUCUCUCCCGCCCCUCCUCCUCUCUUUCCCACCCUUAGGAGUGGAGCUGCACAUGCGGCUGCUCCUUGCUGUGUCCCGCCCAGCCACCGACGCACAGGAACGGGUCCCUGGAGCCCCCAGCCGAUGGCAGGACAGUAGCCGCCUGUCAGGGGUCCUGAACGGUUGAGGCAGACGCGACGGCUCCUGGGCCUCAGAGAGUGUGUGUCUCCGGAGGCCAUGGGCUACCCAGAGGUAGAGCGCAGGGAACUGCCGCGCCAGCGGGGAAGCCAGGGCUGCGGCUGUCGCGGGGCCCCUGCUCGGGCCGGCGAAGGGAACAGCAGCUGCCGGCUCUUCCUGGGUUUCUUUGGUUUUUCUCUGGCCCUCCACCUGCUGACGUUGUGCUGCUACCUAGAAUUGCGCUCCGAGUUGCGGCGGGAACGGGGAACCGAGACCCGCCUUGGCGGCCCCAGCACCCCUGGCACCUCUGGCACUCUGACCAGCCCCAGUGGCCUCAACCCUGACGGUCCCAUCAUCCGCCACCUCGGGCAGUCGUCUCCUCAGCAGCAGCCGCUGGAACCCGGAGAAACCACACUCCCUCUCGACUCCCAGGACGGGCACCAGAUGACUCUACUGAAUUUCUUCUUCCCUGAAAAAAAGCCAUAUUCUGAAGAGGCAAGUAGGAGUAUUCACCGCAAUAAAAGAAGCAAAAGCAGUGAAGGAGCAGAUGGUCCAGUUAAAAACAAGAAAAAGGGAAAGAAGGCAGGACCUCCUGGGCCCAAUGGCCCCCCAGGACCUCCAGGACCUCCAGGACCCCAAGGACCCCCGGGCAUUCCAGGGAUUCCUGGAAUUCCAGGAACAACUGUUAUGGGACCACCUGGUCCUCCAGGUCCUCCUGGUCCUCAAGGACCCCCUGGCCUCCAGGGACCUUCUGGUGCUGCUGAUAAAGCUGGAACUCGAGAAAACCAGCCAGCUGUGGUGCAUCUACAGGGCCAAGGGUCAGCAAUUCAAGUCAAGAAUGAUCUUUCAGGUGGAGUGCUCAAUGACUGGUCCCGCAUCACAAUGAACCCCAAGGUGUUUAAGCUACAUCCCCGCAGUGGGGAGCUGGAGGUACUGGUGGACGGCACCUACUUCAUCUAUAGUCAGGUAUACUACAUCAACUUCACUGACUUUGCCAGCUAUGAGGUGGUGGUGGAUGAAAAGCCCUUCCUUCAGUGCACACGCAGCAUCGAGACAGGCAAGACCAACUACAACACUUGUUAUACCGCUGGUGUCUGCCUCCUCAAAGCCCGGCAGAAGAUCGCAGUGAAGAUGGUACAUGCUGACAUCUCCAUCAAUAUGAGCAAGCACACCACCUUCUUUGGGGCCAUCAGGCUGGGUGAGGCCCCUGCCUCCUAGAUUCCCCCUGUUCUGCCCCUGCCCCAGGUUUGAAAGCCUGGACUCCCGGAGCCUCAAGUGCUGCUGUGGAGUGAGGUGUAUUGGUGUUGCAGCUGCAGAGAGAAAUGCCCCAGUGCUAUUUAUUCCCCAGUGACUUCAGGAUGACAAGGCCUGCUUGACUUUCCAGAAUGACCUUGAGUUAACAGGACAGUUGAUGGAGCCCCAGAGUUUACAUGAAGCAGAAUCUUUUUCUUUGGCUCCUUGUUGACUGGCUUAUGGCACGACUCUUCAACCCCAAGGUCCCUGUUGUCAGAUUCAUCAUUCAUUGCAUUAAAGUGAGGGUCCAGGGCAGCAAGCAAGAGAAAGCAAAAGUGCACUCCGGACUCUGGAGUGAAUAUCUGACCCCAGGGGGGACUUCAGCCUUGGGGGCACACCAAUAGCAAGCAGAAGCUGAGCAGCCCUGGCUCCUAUCUUGAGUGGGAGCAGGGAUAGGGGGUGAGGGGAGUGUUGCAACUGAAGGAGAGGGACAGGGAGGGGAAGAGCAGGUGCUUGUGGCCAAGACCAGAGAGAAAACGGCCAGUGGUGCAUCCUCGGCAAUGGAACCAUUCUUGCUGCUCUGAGUUGAAGCUUCCAAGAGGGUCCAAUGACUCUUCCCACCCAGACUGAGAGCCACAUUGUAGGCAGCUUUCUGGGCUUUGGAGACAGGAGGUCUGCUCUUUUGAAUAACUGCAGGGAAUGGCUGUAAACAUGCCUGCAUCAGAACGUAAAUCCAUACUUGGGGCCACAUGCCUUACACUUUGUUUACAGCUGUGCUGUAUGCUCAGAAAAUUCCCCAGGGUCCCUUCCCAAUUGUUCCCUUCCCAGCCUGACUAGACCUCCUGUCUUCUUUCUCCACAGAGCCUACCUCUGUCUGAGACAGGUGCCUAACCUGGGACCUGUGUUUAUGAGUCAGGGAUACUCUUUAGCUUACUUGGACACAGAGAGAAAUUUCCAUUUAUAAGCAACACAGAUAUUCAUCUAGUGGAGUUGUGUCUGAGGGAAAAGCAUUGGGCUGGAUAACCUCCAGGAGUCCCUUCAAGUUCCAAUAUUUGCAACUUUUACAGACAUCUGCCAUAAUAGCCUACUAAAACUCCCAAUCCCUAGACUGCCCUGGGCAUCAGCAAGUCAGAGCCUUUCUAUGUGAUCUAGAAAGGGCAAGCAGUGGGGGAUAGGACAAAGAGUUUUUGUUUGUUUUUUCCAAGUUUGCUGCAACCCAAAUGGUCAUUAGCUCAGUCCUUAUCUGAAGAGACAGCAGCUGAUGCCCUACUGACCCUAGCUUCAGAAAGCCACCACAAAGCAUAGUCACCACAGAUUCCAGUGCUGCUGUCCUAGAAUCCAGGCUCAGGAGACACCCACAUCAAGGCAUUGGGCAGGGCUCAGGUUCAGGUCCAAAGUCACCUUCCCUCCUACUUCAAGCUUCCCACCAGCUCAUAAGAUGGGCCUUAUUUCUAACUGGGUCCUUACAGGAUGUUCCUCUGCCUAGACCCAGCCUGGCUUCUGGAUGCUAGCUCCAGACCAAAGCUGGGAGGGCCAGCCUUGUACAGUCUGCUGCUCUUGCCCCUUAAACAUGUUUCCUUUUGAAGAGAAGGGGGAUAAGUUCCUUCGGGCAGCUAAAAUCCACUAAGAACAACAGGUACUUACUUCUCAGCUGUGCUUUCCCUUUCUAAGCAACCACACUGCUUGGCCCUUCAAAGAUCAGGGCAAGAGAUGUUGGGAUAUGCCUUCAUUGUCUGGUUGUUAAUCAUGGCCUUGCAACCCAAGAUGAGGCAACCUUUAUUUAGGCAUAUGCCUGGCCCCAAUUCCUACCAAGUGCCUUGGACAGUCAGUCCUCAAUUGUAGCAAUUUUCCUCCUUAAAAUUGGAAAGUACUUCCUCUUUUAUUAUUCUUCCUUCGAAGAAGGUAGGGCAGAUAAUAGUACAAAUUCCAUUAUUUAGGUGAGGUUCAGAGGUUAAGUGAUUUAACCAAGAUCUCCCCAAUUUAAGCCACAGACCUGGGGCCUUCAGCCAGGUCUGAUUCCAAAGCUAGUACUAUUCCAUUACACCAUAGCAUUGUGUUGAAUUUGGGGGCCUAAAGAGAUCCAAUAAAAGUGGUAAUGUGGAACCAAAAUCCUUAUGGGUCUGAUGGAGAAACCCAGAGAUGACCGUUUUUAUUCCUUGGUAGUGCCUGUUCUCUUGGCUUUCCAGGGGCACUGUGGCAAAAAAGCAGGAUGUUUCUUUGGGAAACAGCCAUCAGCCUUCAAGCCCUUAUUCAAAAGGGUCUUCUUGGCAUCAUGUCCAGCCAGCAGGCUUCUAAACUAGUUGCUGUCAAGUUGUUUCCAACUCAUGGUGACCCUAUGUGUAUCAGAGUAGAACUGUGCUCCAUAGGGUUUUUGAUAACUGAUUUUUCUGAAGUCGAUCACCAAGCCUCCUUCUGGGACACCUCUGAGUAGACUCAAACUGCCAACCUUUUGGUUAGCAGCCAAGCACAUAAACCAUUUGCACCACCCAGGGACUACAGCAGGCUUCUAGCACCCACAAAGCAGUUAUCCCUCAGGCUCUUUCAUCCAUCUAACAAACCAGCAAAUCAUUGUCUAUGGGGCCCCUGCUGUGGGCAAUGUCCUCCUCUGGUUAUCCUACAGAUAGGUUCCGGAAGCUGGCCCACUUCGCACAGCUAUUAAGUGACUCCUUUUCACUUCUACCAUACCACAGAGACCUUCGUGCUGCCAGCAUCUCUCAGGGGUGGAGAGAAGACUUAGGAGAGGACCGGUUCUAAAGCCAAAAGGGUGUGAGAAGAAGGAAAAGGCUUCUUAAUCAUGUCCCUAAAGGACAUUUUGAUACCCAUUCUAUUCUCCAGAUGUAAAGCAAAUUAUGGGGGAAAUAGGAUUCCUAUAGAAUCCUUUAUUCAUUCAGAACCCUCAAAAGGAACCCUAGAGGGAAGGGGGUUGCUGAGGGAAGCAAGAGGUAGCUGGGGAGCUCUGUUGCAGCAAAGUUAUUCACAAAGUGGUGAAGCAAUUUGCUGAUAAGAUGAUGUGGAAAUAGAUUUACAGUUUGGAAUUACGCUGGCAUGAGUGUGCCAGAGGGUCAAAGCUAGCAUAGGAAACAAGACAAGAACAUUUGUGGGCAAGCAAAUGACAGAGGUUUGAAGGAGAAUUAAGCAGAGGCCUUUUUGCCAGCUUCUUAGGCUUCAACAGCCAAAGCUGGCACAAAUGGCAAAUGUAGGGGCUGCUCAGCUACAAGGUCUCCGGAAAAUGUAGUAUUUGCCUUAUUUCCCCCCUUCAUUCAUCCUGAGCCAAAUUUCUUUUUCCUGAGCAGGAAAGGGCAAAGAACCCUGGAGUUGAACAAAGACUGAUCCAUGUAUGGGUACAUGUGUUUUAUGUAACUUCUGGUGGAUGCAAAUAGAUUCAGAGAAGUUCAGAGCUAGAAAGGCCCUUAGAGAGAAUCUAGUCCAACCUACAUUUUUAUCUGAUAUGGCAUUCUGCUUUGCUACUCAUUUGGAAACUGAGGCCCAGGGAGGGAAAGUGACCUAUCCAAGGUGGUGAACAAGCUUGAACUAGUCACCCUCCUGACUCAGUAGAGUAAGGGGUAGGGCCGUCCCUGCCCCACACAGGCCCCCUUCUCUUUUCUACCCACAGGCUUGAGGCUGGAAGUACUCAGGCCCCCCUGGUGCAGCCUCAGGCUACAUCCCUGCCUAGAGGCUCCUUGAGGCCAUGUUAGCACAAAGAAGGAAACUGAUU
Molecule: messenger RNA, 5177 nt
Organism: Loxodonta africana (African savanna elephant)
Lineage: Eukaryota; Metazoa; Chordata; Mammalia; Proboscidea; Elephantidae
Gene: EDA
Product: ectodysplasin A
Exons: 8
Coding region: 290-1447 (385 amino acids)
Biological process (GO): immune response; animal organ development
Cellular component (GO): membrane
Molecular function (GO): death receptor agonist activity; tumor necrosis factor receptor binding; death receptor binding
Source: RefSeq, a predicted model, not a curated record